GUGGCAGCCUCCUCCUCAUCCCGGGGACAGGCUCCAAGUUGCAGCUUCGAAUUUCAAACCCCCCGCAGCCCAACAUGGAGCGCGACAGCCACCACUCCCACGUCUAGUGCCUGAUCCACAAGUCUUCAUCGCCCAGGGAGGAGCUCUCAGGUCCCCGGCCUUCUCCACCGCCACAGAAUGAACAUGCUCAAGUCCAGCGGACUGAAGAUCCCUGGCCGCGGCCCCAAGCAUUCCAGCCCAGUGGGGAGGCCCUCAGCGGGUCCAGCCUCCAGCCCCGUCCCCCCUAAAGACAACACUCCACCGACGAGAAUCUCCGAGGAGGGCGACGAUGUGCUGGGGGACUACACGGUGGGCGAGCAGGUCUGGGUCAACGGUGUCAAACUGGGAGUUAUCGCCUACCUCGGGGAGACCCAGUUCGCCCCAGGACAGUGGGCCGGCGUAAUACUGAAUGACCUACUUGGCAAGAACGAUGGUUCAGUGGGUGGCGUGCGCUACUUUGAGUGCCAGCCCCUCCAGGGCAUCUUCACGCGACCCUCCAAGCUCACACGACAGCCGGCCGGAGAGGGCAGCGACAGCCACUCCACCGACUCCCAGUCUGCCCAGAACCAGACUCAGCAGGGCGGCGGUGGACCCCCUACUGGCCAGCGGGUGGUAGUGACACUCAGAGAGGGCCUGCUCAACAGCACCGUGAGGACGGGCAACGAGUCGGGGUCCAACAUGUCCGACAGCGGCUCCGUCAAGAAAGGUGGAGACAAGGACCUUCGGGUCGGAGAUCGAGUUCUGGUCGGAGGAUCGAAGAUGGGCGUCAUACGCUACAUGGGAGAGACUGACUUCGCCAAGGGGGAGUGGUGCGGGGUGGAGCUGGACGAGCCCCUGGGGAAGAACGAUGGGGCAGUAGCUGGUACAAGAUACUUUCAGUGUCUUCAGAAGUUCGGCCUCUUUGCUCCGAUCCACAAGGUGAUCCGCAUCGGCUUCCCCUCCACCAGCCCGGCCAAGGCCAAGAAGAGCAAGCGCAUGGCCAUGGGCGUGUCGUCUCUGGUCCACAGCCCCAGCAGCUCCUCCAUCAGCUCAGUCAGCUCGGUGGCCUCCUCCGUGGGCGGACGACCGAGCCGCGCCGGCCUGUUGACGGAGACGUCUUCACGCUACGCCCGGAAGAUCUCGGGCACCACGGCGCUGCAGGAGGCUCUGAAGGAGAAGCAGCAGCACAUCGAGCAGCUGCUGGCCGAGAGGGACCUGGAGAGAGGCGAGGUGGCCAAGGCCACGAGUCACAUCUGUGAGGUGGAGAAGGAGCUGAGCGUCCUCAAGACGCAACACGUGCAGUAUGUAACAGACAAUGAGGGCACCCUCCAGCAGGUCAAAGCCUUAUUGGCCAGCACACAGAAAGAUAAGCUGGAACUGUCCAAUCAGCUUGAAGAAGAGAAAAGGAAAGUUGAGGACCUGCAGUUCAGAGUGGAGGAGGAGUCCAUCACCAAAGGAGACCUGGAGACACAGACGAAAAUGGAACAUGCCCAUAUCCGUCGGCUUGAGCAGAGUCUGUAUCUCGAAAAGUCGAGAGCAGAGGCGCUUCACAAAGACUUAGAGAGGAGGAGGCAAACCACCGUGGAGGAGCAGAGUCGCAUCGUGCAGCUGGAGGAGGAGCUCACCCUCAGGAGAGCGGACAUCAAGAACCUCCAGGCCCAGCUGGGAGGAGGCUGCGACUCCAGCUCGCAGCAGCCCGGGGACGGGGGGGCGACCGCCGGGUCGGACACCGAGCCUGAGACCGCCCUCCUCCGCCAGCAGCUGCUGUCGGCCGGCCGCGAGCACCACAAGGAGAGCAGCGAGCUGAAGGAGAAGUACCAGACGGAGUUAGCAGCCAGCCAGCAGGAGGUGGACUCCCUGAAGACGCUGGUGCAGAAACAGACCCAGGAGAUCAGUGAGCUGAAGCAGAAGGUCCAACAGGCCAACAAGGAGAACGUGGACAUGAUGGACACCUGGAAGACUAAAUUUGACUCUCUAGUGAGCGACCACCACCGCUCUGUGGAGGAGCUGAAGUCCUCGCUGAGCAGCAGCCACGACGCCCCUGAAGGUCACGAGCAGGACGCCCAGGAGCGCAGGGCCGUGCUGGAGAGCCUGAAGAUGGAGCACCAGCUGGAGACGGAGAACCUCAAGGCCAAGCACAAGAUCGAAGCUGCGAUCCUGAGCAAGGAACGCGAGGACCUCUGCUCCCGCCUGCAGGAGGCCAAGGAGCAGCUGGCGGAGGGCAGCCACACGUGGAGGGCGGAGGCGGAGGCCAAAAGCGGGAAGCAGGCGCUGGAGGAGGCGACCGACAAGCUGGUGAAGGCGGAGCAGCGGCUGGCGGAGAUGGAGACGCUUCAGACGGAGCAGGGCCGGAGCACGGAGGAGCUGAGAGGGAGGCUGGAGCUGUCGGAGAAGAAGAUGACGGAUUAUCAGGCUCUGCAGAAAGCUCAGGCCGAGAGCCAGGAGGAGAUCCAGAAGCUGGAGGAGAACCUGAGGGUCACGGCCAACCAGCUCCAGGCCAUCCAGGCCGACCGCUACACCCCCCGGGACGCUAACGUGAUAGAAGACAAUGACAUCUCAGAGGAGAAGAUGAAGCUGAAGCAGAAUAUCGAAGAAACAAUGGAGAAGUUGAUGAAAAGGGAAAAAGAAGUCACUGCUCUCACUUCCCAGGUCGAAGGCCUCAAGUCGCAGAUGGGAGCGCUGGAGGGGAAAGUCCGGUCGGGGGAGAAGAAACUCGACGCCCUGGCGAGGGAGAAGAUCCGCGUGGAGGCCGAGCUGGAGUCCGUCGCCAAGAAGUCCCAUGAUGCCUCUGGGCAGCUGGUCAGCAUCAGCCAGGACCUGCUGAAGAAGGAGAGGAGCCUGAAUGAGCUGCGGGUUCUGCUCCUGGAGUCGCACCGCCACUCGCGGGACAUGGAGAAGGACCUGAACCGGGACGUGCACAAGGCCGAGUGGAAGGUGAAGGAGCAGAAACUCCAGGACGACAUCGGGACGCUGCGAGAAAAACUCCUCCUGCUGAGUCGGGAACAUGCUUCCCCCGACCACCGGCGCUACUCCAUGCUGGACCCCUCGGCUCUGGACUCGGAGGUGAGCCGCCUGCGCCAGCGGCUGCUCGGCACCGAGGACGCCCUGAGGAACGCCAUGGAACACAACCAGCAGGUGGACCAGCUGGUGCAGGCCAUGCGCAGGCAUCCGGACAAAAGCCCGGCACAUGGCGCCAAUUCAGCCAAUGGGAUUCAUCAUCACGAGUCAGGCAGCACUCGAGAUGAUCAACACUGAUCCAAGCAGAAGAGACGAAUCUGAACUGAGACGUGCGAAAAGGAAAAGUCCUCCAACAUUUUCUCUCCUGAUUCCUGCGAUGGAACAUUUCAGUUGACAGUUACAAACCAAAACAGCAAAUCUCUAUCUCCAGUGAAUUUAUGUUGUCGUUGCAGAAAGCACCUAUUAGCCAAUCACGAAGGCCGCUUAAAGUUCUAUACAGUAUAACCAGGAAAACGGGACGAGACGAGGACGUGGAGAGAUUUCCUGCUAAUCGUCAACUUCUGAUGAUUUACAGUUAAAAAGUUUUAAAUCCACAAGUUGCCAGGAACAUUUGACAAUUCAGAAAAAAAACAAGACGGCUGAGGGACGACGAUGUGAGGACUCGGGUCUCGGUUGCUUUGUUUGUUUUAUUUAUUUGAUUGUUUUGCUCCUCGGUUCUGUAAUAAUCAUCCGUACUGUGGGCGAGCCGCCUCGGGCCGGUGACGCCAACUCCAUAUCUGAUGAGAGGACCACUCUCCUGUUUAAGUGCUAAUAUGAAGGUGACCUGUAUUAUUGGAAGUAUUAAAAACUCAAACUUCUCCCGAAUGUUUUUAAAUCUAAGAGACAAACGCGGCAGUUUUGAAAAAAAUGGCUUUAAAGCAACUUUUAUUUCAUCCUUGCUUGUGAUGAGUUUGAAUCUUCGACUGUAAAUAAAGACGGACGACGUGACUUGUCUUUGUCUUUUGUUUUUGUUUUGUCCAUGUCCCAUUCGUUAACAUGGAGGAGGUGGGGUGUAUGACCUGUACUGCAGCCAGCCAGCAGGGGGCGAUCGUCAGGAUCUGGCUUCACCUUGAUGGAGCUGUCAUGUCGUCCAUCUUUGUUUUCAGUCUAUGAUCCAGCUUUGAGAUCUUUGUAAACCAAGCCCGUACUUUUUGUCUUUUAAUCCGCCAGCCAAUAAAAAUCCUCACGCACAGAAACCUUGA
Molecule: messenger RNA, 4217 nt
Organism: Pleuronectes platessa (European plaice)
Lineage: Eukaryota; Metazoa; Chordata; Actinopteri; Pleuronectiformes; Pleuronectidae
Gene: clip2
Product: CAP-GLY domain containing linker protein 2
Exons: 18
Coding region: 178-3273 (1031 amino acids)
Biological process (GO): cytoplasmic microtubule organization
Cellular component (GO): cytoplasm; nucleus; microtubule plus-end
Molecular function (GO): microtubule plus-end binding
Source: RefSeq, a predicted model, not a curated record